AAGGGGCCGAUGCGAAUUGCAACCCAACAAAGACUGUUGAAAAGGUCAUUUUCUAUUCCUUGUAUUUCCAAAGUUUUCGAUAUAAAGCCCAGAGCCCAUUGAGAAAAUAGAGAGAGGGAGAGAGAGAUAAAGAGGAAGAGAGGGAAAGAGAGUUCUCUCUCUGCCGCUGGUUCUAGGGUUUUUGCUUUAGUGAGCGAAGGUUUAAUCCGUAGACGAUGAGUAGAUCGAGCGGAACGGUGAAGUGGUUCAGCGACCAGAAGGGUUUUGGCUUCAUAACCCCCAACGAUGGCAGCGAAGAUCUGUUCGUGCACCAAUCCUCGAUCAGAUCCGACGGCUUUCGCAGCCUCGGCGAGGGGGAGACCGUCGAGUACGUGGUCGAGUCCGGCGACGACGGACGUACCAAGGCCGUCGACGUGACCGGCCCUGAUGAGUCCCCCGUUCAGGGCAGCCGUAGGGACUCCUACGGUGGCGGUAGGGGAGGCCGCGGCAGCGGCGGCGGCGGGUACGGAGGAGGCGGAUACGGCGGCGGAGGUGGGUACGGUGGAGGAAGGGGCGGUGGAAGAGGCGGACGCGGUGGUGGAUAUGGCGGUGGUUAUGGAGGCGGCGGCGGCGGUGGGGGGGCGUGUUUUAGCUGCGGGGAGACGGGGCACAUGGCGAGGGACUGUAGUUACGGAGGCGGAGGUGGUGGCGGAGGAAGGUACGGUGGCGGAGGAGGCGGCGGUGGCGGAGGCUGCUACAACUGCGGCGGGGAAGGGCAUUUUGCGCGAGAAUGCCCUAAUAGUGCUCGCUGAAAUGUUUCAACCAGAGAGGCUAAAGGUGUAUUUUUUACAUGCUGAGCCUCCUUAAUGCUGCUUUAGUUUUGCUGUUUUGUGUUUUUGCUGGUACAAGUAUUGGUGUUUUCAGAAGAAGGGGUUGUUUUCUGCUUAGUUCUUACUUCUAAUAUGGUUUCAAGAACUGUUCUCUUUAAUGGGUUUUACUAUUAUCUUCAUUCUCCUCCCUUGAUAUGAUUAUCCAUCUUCCCUUUCUUUAUAUAUGGAUGAAUUUCGAUGUAUGCUUGGCUUAGAAGAGAUUAAGGUUGAUGCUGAUGGGUUCUAUGUC
Messenger RNA from Malania oleifera, 1098 nucleotides. RefSeq names its product glycine-rich protein 2. Lineage: Eukaryota; Viridiplantae; Streptophyta; Magnoliopsida; Santalales; Ximeniaceae. The record is from RefSeq and is a predicted model, not a curated record. The coding region runs from base 216 to 791 and encodes 191 amino acids. The transcript has a single exon. Gene Ontology annotation, molecular function: nucleic acid binding; zinc ion binding.